Oncorhynchus mykiss (rainbow trout) is the source of this 2497-nucleotide messenger RNA. RefSeq names its product chemerin-like receptor 2. The record is from RefSeq and is a predicted model, not a curated record. Gene Ontology annotation, cellular component: plasma membrane. Gene Ontology annotation, molecular function: complement receptor activity; G protein-coupled receptor activity. Gene Ontology annotation, biological process: chemotaxis; inflammatory response; positive regulation of cytosolic calcium ion concentration. NCBI's taxonomy places the organism in Eukaryota, Metazoa, Chordata, Actinopteri, Salmoniformes, Salmonidae.
UGACGCGUCAGUGGACGCGCCUACUGAUCGACAACACAACUCCUCCAAUAAGUAUUACGGCGUAACGGGUUUAUGCACAGCACAGACUAACGAAAAUACCCGAACAGGAACAAUACCCAAACUCCAGUGAUAAAAUAGGGAUGGAGUUUGGAAUUUCAAUGAAACAUAUCACCGAAUGAGACAAAUGGUAAAGUAUUGGCAGUUGCUGUAGCCUAACUACGUUUACGCCGUUGAACUUCUAAAAGUUUAGAUUUUUGGUGAUUCCAACUCGGAGAGGAUUGGCAGGACAUAGUAACUUUCAGCGACUGGAAGGAUAAGGACCAACCCAGCUGUAUUUUACAAUCUCUGUUCUAAAACAACUGGAGGAACUGUGACCGGGAUAAUUACAAGGACAUUUGUGUCAAAGAAGUGCAAGGGCUUUCAGGUGAAUAAUCUAUGAGGACCUCUGCUUACAAAUAGUAGGUAGUGUUGCAGCAAUGGAAAAAUCCACGGAGGACUACGACAAUUACACCUACGAUUAUCUGGAGUACGGAGACUUCGAAGAAGAAAAAGCCCCAGACGGAUACUCCCAGAAGGAGGCUAUGCACAUCAUAUCAGUCGUCAUGUAUAGUAUUUCAUUUGUGCUCGGUGUCACUGGAAAUGGAACAGUCAUAUGGGUGUUGGCAUUUAAAAGCAAACGGACAGUGAACAGUGUCUGGUUGCUGAACAUGGCUAUAGCAGAUUUUGUGUUUGUGCUCUUUUUACCCUUCUCUAUCGACUACGUCCUUCGAGACUUCCACUGGUGCUUUGGCCUGGUCAUGUGUAAGCUAAACUCGUUUGUGUCUGUGAUGAACAUGUACGCCAGUGUGCUCUUUCUCACAAUGCUCAGUCUAGACAGGUAUGUCUCAUUGAUUCACCUUAGCUGGUCUCAGAGGUGUCGCAGUGUAUGGCGAGCCUGGAUCGUAUGUGGCUGUGUGUGGGGGGUGUCUGCUCUACUGAGCCUCCCUACCCUGAUAUUCCGUGACACUGUGAGUUACCGUGACCGGGUGAUGUGCUUCAACAACUUUAAUGUCCAGGAUAGACAUACAGCUGCUGUGAGACACAUUACGUUGGUGGUCAUCCGUACAGCAGUGGGCUUCUUACUGCCCUUCAGUGCUGUCUGUGUGACUGGAAUUCUCCUGGCAAUCAAAGUCCACCAGUCUGACGAUUCUGUGAGCCUGUCUAGCUUUUCUAAGACCGUUUCAGCUGUCAUUCUGGCCUUCUUUUUGUGCUGGGCACCAUUCCAUACCUUUAGUUUAAUGGAGCUUUCCUUCAACUCAUCACUGUACCUACAUGCUGUUCUGAAGACAGGCUUUCCUCUUGCUACGAGCUUAGCCUAUUUCAACAGCUGCGUCAACCCCUUCAUCUACGUGCUGGUGGGUAAGAAGGUUCGCCAGCUCCUGAAACGCUCGUGUCUGGACAUCACAAAGAGUUCUCUGCGGGAGCUCAACCAGUCCAUCUCUGCAACUGAAUUAGUGCCUGUAGCUGACAUAAGAGCUCCAUACAUCAGUGCACCACAGGAUCCCACAGAAUCAUCAACUGUUUGAUUAUACUGAUCGAAUCCCACAGUUACCUAUAGCAGAAACCCGGCAGAAACACGGCAGAAACCCGGCAGAAACCCGGCAGAAACUGCCAUUUGACCUAAAAGAACCAGCCUGACCAUUCUUUUAGUCCAAAUGUGACUUAUUUUAUAUUUUACUUAGUGUAACAUUUGUGCUAGUUGUUUGAGUUGGAUACUUCCAAGUAGCAAUUACUUUGAGUGCCAAGGUCUGUUUGAGUGCCAAGGUCUGCUUGAGUGCCCUCAUAGGAAAACUUGAGUAAAGACAUACACUAAAAGUAUAACUUGCACAGGGGAAAAUAAGCAACUUUAUUUAAUGAUUUUAAAAAUAAGUAUCUGAUCCUAUUUACCCCGAAGACUAAUAGGAAAGGAGGCCACCCUUCCCCACUGUCUCUGGAACAGACUGUCUCUGGAACAGACUGUCUCUAGAACAGACUGUCUCUGGAACAGACUGUCUCUGGAACAGGCUGUCUCUGGAACAGACUGUCUCUGGAACAGACUGUCUCUGGAACAGGAAUGAUUAGAAGCAGAUCUACCAUUUUCAUAAACACUUUGCAUUUAGAUUUCGGUCAUCAAACAAAUCCAAGUUUAACCCUGACGGGAAUUUAGUCCUUCUCUUUCUUGUUACGUUGAAAAGUUUCCCAUUACAAGUUGAUUUGCUGUUGUAGUGUACUCUGUUAUUAUAUAGCUGCUGUACACAUGAGACAAAUUCUAUUAGGCCGUUCUUUUUAUGUUGUAAUUAUAUUAAGCGUAUAAAUUAAUCUCAAUGUUUAAAUUACAUUUUCUAAUAAUGUUCACAUUGUCAAUCACUGUGUGUGAUUUUGUUUUUGUGGGAAUUUGAAAUAUAUGAGGGAAAUCUGGCAUUAAUUGUAAUAUACUUGAGUCAAAGGAAUAAACAAUGAAUCCAGUCCCUUCUCUGUA